Messenger RNA from Orcinus orca (killer whale), 8758 nucleotides. RefSeq names its product homeobox B6 (gene HOXB6). Bases 7564 to 8238 code for a protein of 224 amino acids. Gene Ontology annotation, molecular function: DNA-binding transcription factor activity, RNA polymerase II-specific; RNA polymerase II cis-regulatory region sequence-specific DNA binding. Lineage: Eukaryota; Metazoa; Chordata; Mammalia; Artiodactyla; Delphinidae. Gene Ontology annotation, cellular component: nucleus. Gene Ontology annotation, biological process: anterior/posterior pattern specification; regulation of transcription by RNA polymerase II. The record is from RefSeq and is a predicted model, not a curated record. The transcript is spliced from 2 exons.
CCGCCCCCCGCAGAGCACAGGGAGUUGUCCCUGGGAACCUGGGCGUGUGGGCAUUUGGGUGGGAGAGUCAAGGGUCCGGCUUUACCCUCCUCCAAUUUCUGGGGUGCAGAGGCAAGCAUCCAGUGGCUAGAGUGUCUGCCUUGGCCCCCAUUAGCCUCUUUGGGGCAAAAAGUAGGCCCUAGGAGAUCUAGGGCCCCACACCGGCAGUGCUACAAGCUUCACAGGUGGGGUUCCCGCCAUCUAUAGUGCUGGGAGUGAGGGGGGCAUUCAGAGGUGGGAAAGGGGGCACUGAAGCUUUCAUUUUGCCCUGAUGCAAGUGGCAACUCUGGACACUAGCUGCUGCUCCUAACUCACCCCCAGAUUGCCUUAGAAUGGUCCCUGUGUGGAGGUUUUGGGGUGAAUUUUUACUAGAAGAGGGGACAGAACUCCUGUGAGAAUAGGGAGUUUCCAAAAAGAACCCCCCUUCCAGCUGGAUGCUUGUGCCUCCUCCGCCUGAUUCCCCACACCCCAAAUCGCACCCUUUCUCAGAUUGGGGUUUCCCCAAAAAUCGAGAAGGAGAAGAAAAGAAGAUGGCGACUGAGAAAAGCGUUGCUGGUGGAGCAGCCAUGAAGAAAUGCAAUAAAUUCCUUGUUGUUUUAUGAAAAUUUACAACUUUGUGAUAGAAGUUUAUGAGUGGUUGAAUCCAGCGAUUGGCCAGCGCCGGUCAUGUGGCCGGGCAAUCGUGAACAUGAACUUUUUAUCAUUUCCCUGGUGGUUAUAAUGCAGCAUUCUUUUGGACACCACACCUAGGUCGGAGCACUGUCGUCCUUCAGGGCUUCAGCCUCUUGAUAUUUUUAUACUUCAGUAUCAGCUCGAUAAAGCAAAAGAGAGAGAGGAAAAGCGAGGGGGAGAGGAAAGAAGAGAGAGAGAGAGAGAGAGAGAGAGAGAGGGUGGGGGGAAGGAGGGGUGGGAAUUACACAAAAGAGAAAACCAAAAAUAAUUUUAAUUUCUAAGUUAAUUUGCUUGCUGAUCUGGGAUUUUAGUCAUCAUGGAGGGUAAAUGGACAAUCUGCCCAGGACUGCAGCCUGAUACCAUUUUUCAAAGCCAGAACUUACUCCAUUUUCUAUGCAAAUAUCAGAAAAGCGAACACCCUCUCUUCCCAAGUCAGAGAAGGGGAAGCAACGGCUCUCAGGUUGGGACAAUAUUAUCUGGAAGAUGAAGAAGAAACCGAACGCUCUCUCUCCCUCUCUCUUUUUUUUUUUCUUUCCUUUCUCUCCACCCCCUUCAAUCGGAGGAAAGAAAUCCCAAGGUCUGCAAAGGUAAGAGAAAUUCUACAAUUUCUUCUUAUUCUUUUGCAUCGAUUUUUACAGGAGGUGGGGGCUUGGGUUUGUCUCUCUCUUCCCCCCGGCCAAGACGGGGUUGAACCCCACCUCUGGGCGCUGCAGGGAGAAGCUUCUCAGGACAUUCGGUGGCCGAGAGAGGGGUGGAUGCUCCCUGGAGGGGGAGCAGGGCAGGGAGACGGGAGGAGGAACAGAAAGGGGCCAUGGAGGCGAGCUCUAAGUCGCCUUUUUAAGCUGGGAGGAGAGGUUUAAGCGAGGGGGCUGCAAAAGAGAGGAUGGAGAUGUCUGGGCUUCGGGACGCCGGCAGAAGCCGGUUGCGACGGCCUCCGUGGGUUUGCGCCCCCUCCCCCUCCACCAUCCUUCCCUUGUUCCGGCCUCCCCCAAUUGCCCCCGCGCAGUUCUCUUGCCCGGUGCGGGUAUCGGGUAUCGGUGGUUUCCCGGCAGCACUGGCACAAGGGGCGGUGGCGCUGAGGGACGUCCUGGUCUCUGGAGGGCCUGGAAUCUCCGCAGAGGCCAGCAAGGGCGAGGAGGCGUCUAGAGAGACACAGAGAGAACAAUUCACAGAGAAAUACUCAUGAUCUCCCUUCGGAGAUAUUUCUGAAAUUCAAGGGCUGUGGGUGGAGGUACCCAAAUCGAGGGAGACCUCCCAGGAAGCAUGCCUGAAAAUGCCCAGGUCGUUCGCCACUCCCGCAGGAGGGAGCCUCGCUCUGCAGGGAGACAAUUUUGUGGUUUUUAACGCGGUAGGUUACAGCGUGUUGAUUUCUGUGCAAUAUCGGUUCUAUUACUUGUGUUUUAUUGGUAUGGAUUUCGGUGGAGGAGGAAAUUGCCGUGUGUGUCUUGAUAUGGAAACAUUUCAAACUUUCCUAGAUCCAAAUGUGGUGAUUGUGAAGAAGCUGUUUAACACGUUGUUUUAGGCAUGUAAACAAAAGAGAAAAACAAAAACAAAAAAAGAGAAGAAUAAAAUUAAAAGAAAAUCCCAUUAGGGGACCUGAUGGUGUCCGGACCAGAAAGCUGCCUGGCACUGAGCUCAGACAGCUAAUCCUGUCCCUCCGGCGCCUGAUUUCAUUCCCCAGCCAGACCUCCGGGGGCGGGGGUAGGGGGGAGAAGAACCGUAGGGCGGGAGGCCGAGAUUCCUAAAGUAGCUGGUGGGGUUGAAAAAGGCACAAGUCGCUAGGUGAGGACUUAAAAAUAGAGAGGGCUUCUGGGGAAGCUGCCAGACGACAGAUAAGGGACUUAGGGCGCGGAGGGCAGGAGAGACUGUGAUUUAGUUUGCUUUGCAGGAAUAGGUGAUUGCUUUCCUCUUUUUAAAGAGCAGAUGCAGAGCAUUCAGCCUCAGGCCUCUGGUUGCCCAGGGAUUUGGGGGUCUGGGUGUGUGUAGGGGGAUAUUGACCCUCUCAAUCCCGAGCUGAGAAGAGAGAAGCAGCCACUUGUGGCGCUGGAGGGGGGCCCCUGGAGGCACAGGUAGAUGCCCUCGAAGCAGGCCCGGCAUGGGUGCCUGAAGGGACUCCUCGGCUGCGUAGCGAGAGGAGUUCUCGGCCAGCACCCACGGCACUAAGAGCCUAUUCUCAAAGGAAAAAUUCCCCAAACCCACCCAGACUAAAGGUCUUUUUCUCCUGUAGUCUUGGCGGGGUAUAAAUCAUCCCUCAGACAGUUUACUCUGACCCAAAUUAUGCGGUUUGCUGCCAUCUACCGUCCGUUUGGAGACAUGCGGCUUCGGCGCCGAAUGCCCCGCGACACUGCCUGAACCGUGCCCGACGAUUGGAGCCCCCGCCGCUCUGGUUCGGCGGGCUUCUGGGGACGUCGGCCCAGAUUGACGCUUUCCGCUGGAUCUCGGUUCCCGCCUGCCCGCGUGUGAAUUGGAGAACAAGCGUCCCCUCCCCCUUGUCAGCCUCAUCCCAGCUCCAAACCUCGCGGCUGGCUGAGGGAAGCGGCUUUUUCUAGGGCAUAUUUAAAAAGGACUAAUACUUCAUCCCGCCCGCGGGCAGGGGCCCUGAAUCAAAGGACUGGGGGAUCAGAGUCGAGAGCCCUCUCCCCGCUAUCCCCCUCCAAGCUCAAGAGGGGAUCACCAGGGCCGCUAGGGAGAUCCGAGGCCAAGGCUGUUCAAGGUUUAUUUGGUUUUCUUUUCGGCUAAGGGAGGGGUCCCGCAGGGGAGGCGCUGGCCCGGGCAGUUCCACUCGGUUGUCAAAAGACAAACCGAAUCUGUUUUCUCCGGGUUGGGUGGUGGGUCUUGCCAGUUUCUUGGCCAUUUGAGUCUGUGGUGAAGGAAUUGAGCCGAGUUUUCUGGAAACUGUUGUCUUGCAAGUGAGUGUGCGUCCCCUUCCCUAUUCCCGAUCAUUUCAAGCGAAAUCGACACAAAUAUGCUUUGGGAAAAAAAACGGGGAGUGGGAGUGGGGAUCAAUCAGUAAGGAACCCUAACCCUUGUAAUUUCCGUUCCUGCCGGACCCCUCAUACCCACUUAAGCCGACUGCUUUCCCAGAAGCGGGUGGCGAGGGCGGGGGUACGCGCCGCUGCCUCCGAGUUUGAAUAUUGGCCCCUGUUUCACGGGUUACUGAUUAGCUCGGGCUUUCAAGCCGCAGGAGGAAGCUCUGGCCGCUCCUUUCAAGGUGCUGUGGCCCCAGUUCCUGGGCGGGGGCUCCAGGAAAUUGCUUGCGGUGCCAGGCAGGCCGAGGUGUUACUAGGUUCUGGCCCGGAGCUGCCGAGGUCGAGGGGCCCAGCGGUACUGGGGGCAAACGCGGGGGCUGCGGCCCGGAGUCUUUGGCGCCUCUCGAGUCUGGGCCGCAGGAGCAGCCCUUUCAGCUCUUCAGCAGAGAGUGACUUUCUGGCGGCUAGAAGGCCCGGCCCAGUGCUGGAGGCCCCGAGGGAGCGCUCUCCGAAGGUCUUGGGCCCCUCGGAGGAUUUUUUCUUGUGGACAAUCCGAAGGACAGAUGGGGAGGGUAAGGCGGCUGGUAUAGAGGAUUGAAACCCUGAAGGGCUCUUAGGGUGCCCAAGGACCUGGGGAGAGGGAGCUGAGCUGCCACUGCUCCCCCCUCCAUCAGAGAAGAUGCCGUUCAUUUGCAUAAUGGAAAUGUCUUUGUACUGUGCUUUGGACUGGCCAAUUUAAGGCAAUGUUCUCUCUGAACAACUCUCGAAGAGUGGGAGAGGCCACACUGCUCCCUCUGGGAACAUUUGUGUUCCCCCAAACCAGAGAAUCACAGAGUCUAGGGGAAGAACUGGGUUGAGAUGUUUGAAUUCACCCCACCCCAAUCACAGUUGGGAGUGGGGUGGGGGAAGGUGCCCACAGUCCUAAGAGCUGGGGGUGGGGGGAGCUUUGCAGCUGAGAGGAAGUGGGAAGCCUGGACAAUGUCUCAAUCCCCUCCCCUCCACACACCUACUGGCAAAUAUCCUCCCUGAGAUUACCGGUGCAGGAGAAUCUUACUCCAGAGCUGAACACAACUUAGACUUUUCCCUGGGAGCUGGAAUGUGUGUACGUCCACAGGACCACAGGGUCAUAGCUCAGAAAAUUACAAUUAUACAUCCUGCCUGUGGGAUUUCUAUGCAAUCCUUCUGCUGUGUACUCAAGACUUAGUACACGUUUAUAUCCGCCUCUCCAUACACACACUUUCUCGUUGAGCAGGGGGAGACACCCCAGACCUGCCGAUGGCUGUGCCCACUGUGUAUUUACAUAUUCCCCCUUGGAGACAGACAGACGGCAGUGGACGGAACCACAGACAGAUUCAUAGAGAUCUGGCUCCAGAAGCCAGGCGGCCUCUGGCCCAGCCCUGCCUGCCUGCUCUUUCUCCCAAACAAACGGAUCAGACGAAUAAACGCUCAUAAAUACCUCUGGGCUUAGAUAAGAGCGAUGAGGCGCUAUUUCCUUUCAUGCCGGACUCCAGGCGCCCAGGCUCUGCCUUUGCGGCUCCAUCUCACGACAGGCAACCUGCAGAGGUGAGGUUAAUUUGGGGCUAUGACUCUAAGGAUAAGGCGAUUAUUCUUGUGUUUCUAUCACAGGGGAAGACUUCCUCCCUCACCAAAUCUUAUGUUAUCCAGGCUUCAUGGAAAAGCCCACACCAUCCAGUCCUAGUAUGAGGACAUUGUGGCCAGAGAGGAGGCACAGAGGGCUGAGGCGAAGGCCCCGCCUCAGUAGCAAGGAGGAGGGAGGUACACCAGGCACUCCCCCCACCUUGCUCCUCCAGCCCAAAUGUUCCCCAUUCCUCUCCAGGAGUGGGCCUGACCACAGCUGGAUUAGAGCACUUAUGACUCUCCAUCAUUAGGAGGCUUGAGUUUAUUUUCUUAAAUCUUGACAAAACCCCCCAAAGAGUUGGGCUAGGAAGUGGUGGAUGGGACAACUGGGAAUAGCCACUUAGCCAUGAAGUUGCAGCCCAGAAGUUGUCCUGAGUUCAGGGAGCCUUGGAGGCCACUUUGCAAGCAACCAAGUUCCCACCCUUGGUCACCAACUUCAGCCCUCUACCUCUUUUCCUAAUGCCUUGUGCCAUCUUCAGUGGGCAGAAUUGUCCCAUAAAAAGGAGCCCAAAGAACAAGUCAGAGAAGGGUCAGCCCGGCCCCUUCAUCAUCAGGUUUUGUCUCCCACCCUGGCCCAUUCCUGGCCCCAGGUCCAAAGGUUGUCACCCUUUAUGCCUAGCCUCCACGUGCACAUUAGAAUGUUGAAAAUACACCAUGGCUGAGUCUUCCAGCCUGCCUCCAAUGCUCAUUUUCCUUAGAUGAGAGAGAGAGAGUCAGAGAUGUACACACUCUCUCACACCAAAGCCUGUAGGUAGCAAGCGGGUGAUACAGACAUGAGACGUGGUAGGGAUUGUAGAGAUGCUGAGAGACAAACAGAAGGGUAGUGAGCAUCUGGAGAGGGGAUACGGAAUGAUAGUUGUAAGCUGCCUGCUGCAACCCCAGGAGGACCCAAUCCCCCUCUCUCCUUAUAAAACUAAACAAAAACCAAGUCUUGAGAAAGAAUUAAUUUUAAAGAGAACCGCCAGCUUCUGGAGAGACCUGGAAAAGGAGCAAGGGCUCCUCUCUUCCCAGUGGUCUCUGAUUGUCUCCAAUAUCAGGAGGGUUUGAGGACCCAGACCUGGAGGAGGGAACAAUUUCUUCCCUGAACCCAGACUUACUGAAACACCUUUGAUUCCUAAGAAUCUAUAGCCCAGUAUAUUCUAAUGUCUUUUGGGGUAGGAGGUGGGGUGGAGGGAGGGUUGCAGGCAGGAUAGGGAUCAGACAACCUAGGUUGGAGGAUGCCUUUCACCCCUCCUCUCCCUAUCCCCCUCUUCCCCGUGCCCCUUCCUGUGCCAAGAGCAAGCAGUACAUACUAGAACCAGGCAAGAUGUCUUGGGCAGCGGCAGCGGUAGCCUUCCCAGAAGCUCCUAGCCUAGCUGCACAACCAGAGGGAGAAGCUUAGCCUCAGACCCUGCUCCCAUUUCCCAGCCUUCUGGGUCCUCUGGGCAGCAGGCUCUGGCCUGUCUCUCAGACCAUAAGAGUUGCAGAGAAGCAGGAAUAACAAACCCAGGCUUGGAGGAGAUGGAGUAGAUCUGAGAAACAGGAAAAACGUUUUUCAAAACCUGGGAAGAGAGGGUUUCUUCUUUGCUUCUCGCUUUCUGAAAACAAUGCUGAUCAGUGGAGAACUCUUCUCCCCUUCUACCAGUACAAACCCCGAGAAAACAGCCUCCUCCUUUAGCUCUCUUCUAAGGAGAUUGAGAUUCAAGAUUCAGAGACAUUUACCCACCUUCCCUGGAGGGAAUAAACCCUGCCUUGCCUAACCCCAAGCAAAGCAGGGGUUAACUUCUCUGAAAACACAAUUAACUUUUUCCUCUUCUGCGUGGGGAGGGGAGGGAUAUAUUUAUUUGAUCACUGGGGGAUGGGGUGGUAUCAAUCCAAGUGCUCCCUCCUCCCUCAAAGGCACAGACGCCUCUUUCGCAGACCCUACGUAGGUGGAACAGGACGGGUUGUGCUGUUGGGGAGAGAGAGAGAGAAAGCAGAAGGAGAAGAAGGAGGGGGAAAAAAAAAGGUUGAUAGGUUUGUGCGCGGGUCCCUAGCGCGGGCUGCGCUCCUCCUGGGUGCUAUUUGACAAUUCCUGCCUCUGCCAUUGGUCAGUGUUGGAUCAGAUGGUUGUAUUUCCUUCUGGCCCUCACUGGCACCUCGCCAUCCCCCCUCAGCUAAAACCCAAUCUCAGAUAUACUACUAAUAGGCGCGGCGCUCGGACUAUAAAACACAACAAAUCAUAAACCCGGCGGAGCAGCAGCGGCCGCGCGCGCCUCCCCUCCCAAUGAGUUCCUAUUUCGUGAACUCCACCUUCCCCGUCACUCUGGCCAGCGGGCAGGAGUCCUUCCUGGGCCAGCUCCCGCUCUACUCGUCGGGCUAUGCGGACCCGCUGAGGCACUACCCCACGCCCUACGGGCCCGGGCCCGGCCAGGACAAGGGCUUUGCAGCUUCCUCCUAUUACCCGCCGGCCGGUAGCGGCUACGGUCGGGCGGCGCCCUGCGACUACGGGCCGGCGCCGGCCUUCUUCCGCGAGAAGGAGUCGGCCUGCGCGCUUUCGGGUGCCGACGAGCCGCCCCCGUUCCACCCGGAGCCGCGGAAGUCCGACUGCGCGCAGGACAAGAGCGUGUUCGGCGAGGCGGAGGAGCAGAAGUGCUCCACCCCAGUCUACCCCUGGAUGCAGCGGAUGAAUUCAUGCAACAGUUCCUCCUUUGGGCCCAGUGGCCGGCGAGGCCGCCAGACCUACACGCGCUACCAGACGCUGGAGCUGGAGAAGGAGUUUCACUACAAUCGCUACCUGACGCGGCGGCGGCGCAUCGAGAUAGCGCACGCCCUGUGCCUGACGGAAAGGCAGAUCAAGAUCUGGUUCCAGAACCGGCGCAUGAAGUGGAAAAAGGAGAGCAAACUGCUCAGCGCGUCUCAGCUCAGUGCCGAGGAGGAAGAAGAAAAACCAGCCGAAUGAAGGCGCUGGAAGGGGGCGGGGGGACGCGAAGGGAGAGGCCUUCGGGGAGCCGAGGGCAUCGGAGAGCCCCGAGAAGGCUCUGCGGGCGGGGGAGCCUGGGGACCUGCUCUCCAGCGCGCGACAGGCGGGGCCACUGCUCUCCUGGAUACCCCCGCCCGCAAAGCUCUCGCUGGGCGCUGGGAGGCCGCGCUGCCUGAGCCCAGCCAGCACCCCAGCGCCCCCUCCAUCCCCGUGGAACCUCCUCAGCCCAAAGAGGCUCCCCCGUGAGAACUGAGGACCGGACUCACUUGAUGUUUCCUGGAAGCAGAGCAAAACGCUCUUGUCCGUGUCGCGUCUCAUUUCGUCCAUGUCCCCCGUGCACGGUUCAAUGGUAGAUUCGCAGUCCCCUCAGCGGGGGCCUCGAAGACUCCCUGACCCCAGACCUCUCUCCCAGCCCCUCCCCAAAGCCACUGGAAGGAGCACAUACUACCUAGAAGUAAGAAGAGGAGCCUCAGAAGAAAACAAAGUUCUAUUUUAUUAA